This is a messenger RNA of Pan troglodytes (chimpanzee), 12655 nucleotides long. RefSeq names its product protein tyrosine phosphatase receptor type T (gene PTPRT). The transcript has 32 exons. Bases 174 to 4556 code for a protein of 1460 amino acids. Gene Ontology annotation, cellular component: membrane. NCBI's taxonomy places the organism in Eukaryota, Metazoa, Chordata, Mammalia, Primates, Hominidae. The record is from RefSeq and is a predicted model, not a curated record. Gene Ontology annotation, biological process: protein dephosphorylation. Gene Ontology annotation, molecular function: protein tyrosine phosphatase activity; protein binding.
AGUUCGCGCCGCGCCUCGGCUUGGAGCGCAGCAGCGCCGGCUCCGGGAGCCCGAGCGGAGCCAGCCGCGCGCACAGCCAGCGGCCGCGCCGGCGAUGCGGGGCCACCCCGCGCCCGCCCCAGUCCCGGCCCCGGCCCCCGCGGGAAGGGGCUGAGCUGCCCGCCGCCGCCCGGAUGGCGAGCCUCGCCGCGCUCGCCCUCAGCCUGCUCCUGAGGCUGCAGCUGCCGCCACUGCCCGGCGCCCGGGCUCAGAGCGCCGCAGGUGGCUGUUCCUUUGAUGAGCACUACAGCAAUUGUGGUUAUAGUGUGGCUCUGGGGACCAAUGGGUUCGCCUGGGAGCAGAUUAACACAUGGGAGAAACCAAUGCUGGACCAGGCAGUGCCCACAGGAUCUUUCAUGAUGGUGAACAGCUCUGGGAGAGCCUCUGGCCAGAAGGCCCACCUUCUCCUGCCGACCCUGAAGGAGAAUGACACCCACUGCAUCGACUUCCAUUACUACUUCUCCAGCCGUGACAGGUCCAGCCCAGGGGCCUUGAACGUCUACGUGAAGGUGAAUGGUGGCCCCCAAGGGAACCCUGUCUGGAAUGUGUCCGGGGUCGUCACUGAGGGCUGGGUGAAGGCAGAGCUCGCCAUCAGCACUUUCUGGCCACAUUUCUAUCAGGUGAUAUUUGAAUCCGUCUCAUUGAAGGGUCAUCCUGGCUACAUCGCCGUGGACGAGGUCCGGGUCCUUGCUCAUCCAUGCAGAAAAGCACCUCAUUUUCUGCGACUCCAAAACGUGGAGGUGAAUGUGGGGCAGAAUGCCACAUUUCAGUGCAUUGCUGGUGGGAAGUGGUCUCAGCAUGACAAGCUUUGGCUCCAGCAAUGGAAUGGCAGGGACACGGCCCUGAUGGUCACCCGUGUGGUCAACCACAGGCGCUUCUCAGCCACAGUCAGUGUGGCAGACACUGCCCAGCGGAGCGUCAGCAAGUACCGCUGUGUGAUCCGCUCUGAUGGUGGGUCUGGUGUGUCCAACUACGCGGAGCUGAUCGUGAAAGAGCCUCCCACGCCCAUUGCUCCCCCAGAGCUGCUGGCUGUGGGGGCCACAUACCUGUGGAUCAAGCCAAAUGCCAACUCCAUCAUUGGGGAUGGCCCCAUCAUCCUGAAGGAAGUGGAAUAUCGCACCACCACAGGCACGUGGGCAGAGACCCACAUAGUCGACUCUCCCAACUAUAAGCUGUGGCAUCUGGACCCCGACGUUGAGUAUGAGAUCCGAGUGCUCCUCACACGACCAGGUGAGGGGGGUACGGGACCGCCAGGGCCUCCCCUCACCACCAGGACCAAGUGUGCAGAUCCGGUGCAUGGCCCACAGAACGUGGAAAUCGUAGACAUCCGAGCCCGGCAGCUGACCCUGCAGUGGGAGCCCUUCGGCUACGCGGUGACCCGCUGCCAUAGCUACAACCUCACCGUGCAGUACCAGUAUGUGUUCAACCAGCAGCAGUACGAGGCCGAGGAGGUCAUCCAGACCUCCUCCCACUACACCCUGCGAGGCCUGCGCCCCUUCAUGACCAUCCGGCUGCGACUCUUGCUGUCUAACCCCGAGGGCCGAAUGGAGAGCGAGGAGCUGGUGGUGCAGACUGAGGAAGACGUUCCAGGAGCUGUUCCUCUAGAAUCCAUCCAAGGGGGGCCCUUUGAGGAGAAGAUCUACAUCCAGUGGAAGCCUCCCAAUGAGACCAAUGGGGUCAUCACGCUCUACGAGAUCAACUACAAGGCUGUCGGCUCGCUGGACCCAAGUGCUGACCUCUCGAGCCAGAGGGGGAAAGUGUUCAAGCUCCGGAAUGAAACCCACCACCUCUUUGUGGGUCUGUACCCAGGGACCACCUAUUCCUUCACCAUCAAGGCCAGCACAGCAAAGGGCUUUGGGCCCCCUGUCACCACUCGGAUCGCCACCAAAAUUUCAGCUCCAUCCAUGCCUGAGUACGACACAGACACCCCAUUGAAUGAGACAGACACGACCAUCACAGUGAUGCUGAAACCCGCUCAGUCCCGGGGAGCUCCUGUCAGUGUUUAUCAGCUGGUUGUCAAGGAGGAGCGACUUCAGAAGUCACGGAGGGCAGCUGACAUUAUUGAGUGCUUUUCGGUGCCCGUGAGCUAUCGGAAUGCCUCCAGCCUCGAUUCUCUACACUACUUUGCUGCUGAGUUGAAGCCUGCCAACCUGCCUGUCACCCAGCCAUUUACAGUGGGUGACAAUAAGACAUACAAUGGCUACUGGAACCCUCCUCUCUCUCCCCUGAAAAGCUACAGCAUCUACUUCCAGGCACUCAGCAAAGCCAAUGGAGAGACCAAAAUCAACUGUGUUCGUCUGGCUACAAAAGGUGCCUCCACCCAGAAUUCUAACACUGUGGAGCCAGAGAAGCAGGUGGACAACACCGUGAAGAUGGCCGGCGUGAUCGCUGGCCUCCUCAUGUUCAUCAUCAUUCUCCUGGGCGUGAUGCUCACCAUCAAAAGGAGAAGAAAUGCUUAUUCCUACUCCUAUUACUUGAAGCUGGCCAAGAAGCAGAAGGAGACCCAGAGUGGAGCCCAGAGGGAGAUGGGGCCUGUGGCCUCUGCCGACAAACCCACCACCAAGCUCAGCGCCAGCCGCAAUGAUGAAGGCUUCUCUUCUAGUUCUCAGGACGUCAACGGAUUCAAUGGCAGCCGCGGGGAGCUUUCCCAGCCCACCCUCACGAUCCAGACUCAUCCCUACCGCACCUGUGACCCUGUGGAGAUGAGCUACCCCCGGGACCAGUUCCAACCCGCCAUCCGGGUGGCUGACUUGCUGCAGCACAUCACGCAGAUGAAGAGAGGCCAGGGCUACGGGUUCAAGGAGGAAUACGAGGCCUUACCAGAGGGGCAGACAGCUUCGUGGGACACAGCCAAGGAGGAUGAAAACCGCAAUAAGAAUCGAUAUGGGAACAUCAUAUCCUACGACCAUUCCCGGGUGAGGCUGCUGGUGCUGGAUGGAGACCCGCACUCUGACUACAUCAAUGCCAACUACAUUGACGGAUACCAUCGACCUCGGCACUACAUUGCGACUCAAGGUCCGAUGCAGGAGACUGUAAAGGACUUUUGGAGAAUGAUCUGGCAGGAGAACUCCGCCAGCAUCGUCAUGGUCACAAACCUGGUGGAAGUGGGCAGGCACCCAGCGGAACACACUGUGGGAAAUGCCACUCUAGGCCGUGCGGCGUCCCCCGGAAUGGUGAAAUGUGUGCGAUACUGGCCAGAUGACACAGAGGUCUACGGAGACAUUAAAGUCACCCUGAUUGAAACAGAGCCCCUGGCAGAAUACGUCAUACGCACCUUCACAGUCCAGAAGAAAGGCUACCAUGAGAUCCGGGAGCUCCGCCUCUUCCACUUCACCAGCUGGCCUGACCACGGCGUUCCCUGCUAUGCCACUGGCCUUCUGGGCUUCGUCCGCCAGGUCAAGUUCCUCAACCCCCCGGAAGCUGGGCCCAUAGUGGUCCACUGCAGUGCUGGGGCUGGGCGGACUGGCUGCUUCAUUGCCAUUGACACCAUGCUUGACAUGGCCGAGAAUGAAGGGGUGGUGGACAUCUUCAACUGCGUGCGUGAGCUCCGGGCCCAAAGGGUCAACCUGGUACAGACAGAGGAGCAAUAUGUGUUUGUGCAUGAUGCCAUCCUGGAAGCAUGCCUCUGUGGCAACACUGCCAUCCCUGUGUGUGAGUUCCGUUCUCUCUACUACAAUAUCAGCAGGCUGGACCCCCAGACAAACUCCAGCCAAAUCAAAGAUGAAUUUCAGACCCUCAACAUUGUGACACCCCGUGUGCGGCCCGAGGACUGCAGCAUUGGGCUUCUGCCCCGGAACCAUGAUAAGAAUCGAAGCAUGGACGUGCUGCCUCUGGACCGCUGCCUGCCCUUCCUUAUCUCAGUGGACGGAGAAUCCAGCAAUUACAUCAACGCAGCACUGAUGGAUAGCCACAAGCAGCCUGCCGCCUUUGUGGUCACCCAGCACCCUCUACCCAACACCGUGGCAGACUUCUGGAGGCUGGUGUUCGAUUACAACUGCUCCUCUGUGGUGAUGCUGAAUGAGAUGGACACUGCCCAGUUCUGUAUGCAGUACUGGCCUGAGAAGACCUCCGGGUGCUAUGGGCCCAUCCAGGUGGAGUUCGUCUCCGCAGACAUCGACGAGGACAUCAUCCACAGAAUAUUCCGCAUCUGUAACAUGGCCCGGCCACAGGAUGGUUAUCGUAUAGUCCAGCACCUCCAGUACAUUGGCUGGCCUGCCUACCGGGACACGCCCCCCUCCAAGCGCUCUCUGCUCAAAGUGGUCCGACGACUGGAGAAGUGGCAGGAGCAGUAUGACGGGAGGGAGGGACGUACUGUGGUCCACUGCCUAAAUGGGGGAGGCCGUAGUGGAACCUUCUGUGCCAUCUGCAGUGUGUGUGAGAUGAUCCAGCAGCAAAACAUCAUUGACGUGUUCCACAUCGUGAAAACACUGCGUAACAACAAAUCCAACAUGGUGGAGACCCUGGAACAGUAUAAAUUUGUAUACGAGGUGGCACUGGAAUAUUUAAGCUCCUUUUAGCUCAAUGGGAUGGGGAACCUGCCGGAGUCCAGAGGCUGCUGUGACCAAACCCCCUUUUGUGUGAAUGGCAGUAACUGGGCUCAGGAGCUCCGAGGCGGCACCCUGCCUGACUCCAAGGAGAAGACUGGUGGCCCUGUGUUCCACGGGGGGCUCUGCACCUUCUGAGGGGUCUCCUGUUGCUGUGGGAGAUGCUGCUCCAAAAGGCCCAGGCUUCCUUUUAACCUAACCAGCCACAGCCAAGGGCCCAAGCAGAAGUACACCCACAAGCAAGGCCUUGGAUUUCUGGCUCCCAGACCACCUGCUUUUGUUCAGAGUUUGUGGAUCUCUUGGCAAGCCAACUGUGCAGGUGCUGGGGAGUGGGAGGCUCCCCUGCCCUCCUUCUCCUUAGGAGUGGAGGAGAUGUGUGUUCUGCUCCUCUACGUCAUGGAAAAGAUUGAGGCUCUUGGGGGUCACUGCUCUGCUGCCCCCUGCAACCUCCUUCAGGGGCCUCUGGCACCAGACAUUUGCAGUCUGGACCAGUGUGACCUUACGAUGUUCCCUAGGCCACAAGAGAGGCCCCCCAUCCUCACACCUAACCUGCAUGGGGCUUGGCCCACAACCAUUCUGUACCCCUUCCCCAGCCUGGGCCUUGACCGUCCAGCAUUCACUGGCCGGCCAGCUGUGUCCACAGCAGUUUUUGAUAAAGGUGUUCUUUGCUUUUUUGUGUGGUCAGUGGGAGGGGGUGGAACUGCAGGGAACUUCUCUGCUCCUCCUUGUCUUUGUAAAAAGGGACCACCUCCCUGGGGCAGGGCUUGGGCUGACCUGUAGGAUGUAACCCCUGUGUUUCUUUGGUGGUAGCUUUCUUUGGAAGAGACAAACAAGAUAAGAUUUGAUUAUUUUCCAAAGUGUACGUGAAAAGAAACUUUCUGUUGGAGGGUGUAAAAUCUUAGUCUCUUUUGUCAAAAAGAAGGGGGUGGGGCAGUUUGAGUGUGUACCUCUAAAACAAAUCUCUCGGGCCUUUUAUUUUUUCCUGGCAAUGUCCUUAAAAGCUCCCACCCUGGGACAGCAUGCCACUGAGCAAGGAGAGAUGGGCGAGCCUGAAGAUGGUCCCUUUGGUUUCUGGGGCAAAUAGAGCACCAGCUUUGUGCAUAAUUUGGAUCUCCAAAUUUGAACUCCUUCCUAAAGAAACCCAGCAGCCACCUUGAAAAAGGCCAUUGUGGAGCCCAUUAUACUUUGAUUUAAAAUAGGCCAAGAGAAUCAGGCCUGGAGAUCUAGGGUCUUGUCCAAAGUGUGAGUGAGUCAGUGAGAGGGAACCAACAUUUGCUAAGUCUCUACUGUAUGCCAGGGAUCAUGCUUGGCACUUUCCAUAGGACAUUUCACACAGUCCUUAGAACCCCCAGGAGAGAGCUACUGACUUGUUAUCAUCUCCAUUUGAUCAUCUCCUCCAAUGAGGAAACCCAGGCACCUUCCUCAGUAAUGAAAUCCUGGGUUCCAAAGGGGCAGGUAAUGGCAAUGAGACUUCUCCGUGCUGUUUUCUUCAUCUUCUGUAAGCCAAGCAAUUAUUUUAUGGAGGGAAAAUAAGGCCAGAAACUUCUGAGCAGAUAACUCCACAAAUGGAAAUUUAGUACUUUCUUCCUGACGCCAGUUCUUCUGGGAAGCGCAGAAUUUCAGAUAUAUUUUAGUAACACAUUCCCAGCUCCCCAGGAAAGCCAGUCUCAUCUAAUUUCUUAGUCAGUAAAAACAAUUCCCUGUUCCUUCAGGCUAUGAAGGGACCAGCCAGGGACACUCUUGACCUUGAUCUCUAGCCAGUGCUUAGGCCCAAUAUCUGACAGCCUCAGGUGGGCUGGGACCUAGGAAGCUCCAUCUUGAAGGCUGGUCUAGCCCCAGACAGGGCAUGAGGGGCAGAGAAUUCAAGAAGGUACAGCUUUGGCCCUCAAGAGCCCACUGUAUGCUUGGGAAAUGGAACCAUGGUGCAGUAGUGUGGAGUGGAUGAGUGUUCCAUGAGCCUAGGAGCAAGAAAGUCUCUUCGGCCUUGGGCUUCCUGGAGAAGGGGACGUCCAUUCCUGCUGGGUCUUAAUAAGCAGAAAAAGGAAAAAAAAGGAAACUCAGGCAAAGGGAUCCAUAUGUGCAAUGGCAAAGAAAUGUGAAAAGGCAUUGGGAGAAGCAGUCUGGGGGAGGCCAGCCCAGUGCGGGCACAGCACAACACGGGGAGCAGCAGAGAUGAGCCAGGGUCCAGGAGACAGAUGCCCAUCGCGAGUGCAGACUUUGUCCUAUUGGCAACAAGGAGUCCACGGAGCUUUAGAGAGAUGCACUCAGCUUCGUGUUGGCCAAGACUCCCUCUGGGCCAAUGGGGCUGCCUCUUUUCCUUUCAUCAGACACUGUGAAAACAUUCCCUUAAGCGUGCACUUUUUAAUAUCACAUCUAUUUGUCUGUCUGCUCAUUGUUUUGUUGCUGGAACUAAAUAUGCAGUGGAUCAUGAGACUCAGAUUCUAUGAGAAACCCAGGGUCUCUGAUUUACCACGGAGGAGGGUCACCAACCCAGAUCUCCAGGCUCAUGAGGAUGGAACAUGAAAGGAGCCCACAAAAGUUGCUUCCAUUGGCAUGGGCUCUGGAGCUGUCCAGAAGUCCAGGGACACCAGACUUGAUCAAGGAAGGGCUGUCACUUUAGAGGUUCAAAAGGAAGUGCCUCAAAGAAAAGGCAAGCAAAGGAACCCCACGAUGAACUUGCUCUUUUCCUUUCAUGAGCCUCUCCCCAGGUGUAUUUCAGCAGACCCCGGGGACCCACCCCCACUGGGCCUGCUGGCCUCCCUCGGCUCCAGCCCAAUGCCCCAGCUGGCCUUCCCCAGCCUGCAAGAAGCCUGUAGCAUGGCAAAUCCGCCUGCUGUAUGCUAUUUUCUUAGAUCUUGGUACAUCCAGACAGGAUGAGGGUGGAGGGAGAGCUAUUUAACACAAAUCCUAAGAUUUUUUUCUGCUCAGGAAGGGGUGAAAUAGCUGGCAGAUACAAAAGAAAGUGGCUUUUAUCAUUUUAAAUGGUAGAAAUUUAAAGUGUGACUUCAGGGAGAAAAAAACUUGCAACAACAACAACAACAAAAAUCUCAGGCCAUGUUGGGGUAACCCAGCAAGGGCCAGUGAUGAUUUCCCCCAGCUCAUCACCUUGUUUUCCCACAACCCAACCAUUCUCCAAAGAAAGCAGGGCAGUGACUAGGUCUUAGGCCAGUGCACACAGGAAGAAAUUGAGGCUUAUGGAUGGGGAUGACUUCCCUAAGAUCCUAUGGGACAAGGAUGUGGCAAGGCUUGGAUGAGAUGGGGCACCGGUGCCCAGGAAUUUGAACAUUUCCCUUUACCCAGGAAAUCUCCGGAGCCAACACCACCACGCCCAGGGGGUCUCCCCACCCCACCCCAUUUACGGGGUGAGCUCAGCCUGUCAUGAGCAGAGGAAAAUAUUAUUAAUGCUGAGUCUUUACAACAGGAGCUCUUACCUCAUAGAUGUGGACUCUGUUUGGGGAAGAUGCAAGGAAGUAAUGAGAAGCCCAGGAACUUUCUCCACCUGUGUUUAUGGCCUAAAUAGCUUCAGGAUGUAUCUUAGCUGCACUCCAACAUUGCAUCCUUUCUGCGGUGAAGAAUCUGGGCCAACCAGGGGUCCUUGGGCCUCUAGUAGGCCUCUCUUUGUGGGAAUGGAAGGGGACAGUUUGCUUUUAGUGCUGGCCCUCUCUGUGGGUGUGGCCUGCAAAGGAACCAACAGACCCUAUGCUGGGGACUCUAACAUGUGAGCUCAUUAAAUUCUUCCAGCAUUCUAAAGGAGGCUUUGUGAUUGUCACCAUUUACUGAUGAGGAAACUAAGGCUCCUAGGGGAGAAAUCACUUGCCCACAGUUCCACAGCUAGUGAGUGAAUGAACCAGGAUUUAAACUGGUUUUUUCUCACUACAGAGACAAUAUUUUUCCACCAUUGUAUCUCACAUUUUUCCCAGGAGGUUACCCAUAACAGAAGAGACUAGAGUGGAACAGAUACGUCAGUGGAUAAAGCUCAAAGCAAACAACAGUAAGCUUAAAAUUCCUUCAUAGUCUCAUGUUUUACUUUCACAAUUCUUGCAAAAUUUGCAUUCCACUUUCUGAUUUAGCCUGGUUGGUUUUAAUAUGACUCUAUGAAUAUUUCAAAAAAAAAUGUGCUCUGUUCCUCAUGUUGUUCUGUUCUGUUCACCCCGCUAUGACGGACCCUAGGUCAGCUGGUCUUGAGCUUGACCCUAGAAUUGACUCUAGGAGCAGUGACCCUGCUGCCUCCCAGAGCCAGUUAUAGGCUCAAGAUCAAGACCAACUGACCUUCUCCUAGGCAGCUCCUUUGGUGUGUGGGUGCUCUGACCUCACUGUUCAUGAGGGGACCUCAACUAAGGCAUCUUCCAGUUGGGUGCUGGAAGGAACCCAUUAACUCACACUAGAAUGAUGAGGAUUUGCUCAUCUGGCGUGGAGAAGGAUGAGCCCACAAAACCCUAAAGGGAAAGGAGAAGCUGGACACAGCUGUACUCAGCAGAUUCCUGAAUGCUAGGCUGGAAAGUGGUGCCUGUUGUCCAAGUGGAGUCACAUGGUUGCUAAUGUGGGCAAGUCUGAGGACACACUUCAUGAGCAGCUGGGGUCUGGAAGGCUCCUCACUUUACCCUAGCCACACAUAAUUACUGGGUGCCUACAGCACCUAGCACCUUGGAGGGGACACUAUUAGGAAAUCAAGAUUACUAUGGCACAAUUAAUUCCUGGGUAAGGCAUGGGGUUGUGGUGGACAGAGCUCAGUCUUUAGUUUGAACAAAAACAUACAUACAUGAAAAACAUGCAUGAAAAGAGGACCCUCAUCAACAUUAGAAGGGGUAGAUUUGGAGCACUUUAGGCAGGAAAACAGGAAUGCAAGGCCAGGAAACUGGAACCCAGUGAAUACUCAGAACCAAGGAUGCAGAUGACUUAUUUAGCAAAAUGGUCACUUCUGUGACAUAGCUGGACAAAGGAUGGGUAACAGCUUGCCAGAGCCACUUGGAACAAGGGCAAAUCUCAGUGUCUGGGGCAAAAGAUGAUGCAUUUCCCUCUGACCCAUCAUGUUUAUUCAUCCUCCACUCCCCAUUGCCACACUAGCUCUUGCUGUAAGUCCUCACCAGGAUCUACAUUUCCUCGUCGCUGGUGGGAACCCCUUAGAGUACACAGAGGUAUCAGUCCAGUAAGACUGCUCUACACAACAGAAGUGAGGCCCAGGGAGUAGCAGCCAGGCCCUUAUCCUGUUACCUCUGCAGGAGUGACUGCCCAACCCAGAUCCAGAGACAUUGAAGGAAAUGAUAAUUCCUUGGUACCUCACUGCCUUGGGACAAAAUGAAGAAAGCCACCCUUCCUUAGGCUGCAGCUUGCUACUCCUGGGCUGGGUAAACAGGUCAUCAGCACCAAGCUCAACCAGGAGUAACACUCUGGAAGACAUGGGUGAGCCCAAGAGGAAGCAUGAACAGGAUGCUGUUCCUAAGUCAUGUCAACAGGUUGUGCUGGGCCAGGAUCCCCAGGGAAAAAAAUGGUCAACCCAACUGGAGGGUAGGUUAGAAGAAAAGAAACAUAAACGUGGAUAGUCAUGUCAUCUCAAAUCCCCGACUUGCCUUCCCCAUUACUUAACAGUCUGAGUUCCUUCUCAGCCUAUGACCAGCUUCAAAUCACAGCCAAGUAAAACAAGGAAAUAGGAAAAGUAAAUCCAACUAGAAGAGACAAGCUGAGAUUCAGAUUUGUUUACUCCUCCCAUGCAAAGGUUCCCUGUUGGAGGUUUUCCAUGUAUACAUGUCUAGAAGUGAUAGAAUGCAAGGCCUUGGCUUCGUCUUGCAGGGAUCUGCCUUUGAGGUCAUAGACUGAACAGCAGGGAGAGAGGUUAGUGGUGGAGCGUGGGGGGAGCUGUUCUAGCUCCAGUUUCUUCUGACACAUUUUUCAGGAUCAUGGAUCUGAUCCUCCAAAGCACAGCAGAGAUAUCUAAGCCAUAUUUGUGCACAUGAGCAGACUCUUCUAGUUUUUUAGUAACCAGGGAUGGGCUUUUGCAUGGCACUGACUAUAGAGAUGUCUUGUAGAGAUCAAGCCAGUCUUUUGCAUCCCACCUGCCCACCUCCAGAAGAGAUGGGAAAAGGUCAUCAAAGGGCAUUCACCAACUGAAAUCCACUCAUGAAUGUUAGGUCUCUAAAAGGAGGCAUCAACACUCACAAUGGUAGCCUCCAAACCUAGCAUCCCACCUAUCUAAGAGCUCAGGGGUGGUCCACUGGGGCAGAUACAAGGGAAGUGCAAGGGCUCAGGAUGAAAGAAAAUCUAUUGGGAGGAGUUUUAGGGGCUUGAUCAUUAUGGGGCUUCCUUCUAUAUCUGAGAACUGCUCUGGGUGGUGAGAUGUGGACUCUGAUCCUUAAUCGGAAUAUUCAGAGAAUGAGUGUCUGGUGGCCUUGAAGUGUUGGACAGAAAAGUAUCAGUAUAAAAGCCUGGAGCUCAGGGUAAUUAAUGUAUUUCAUGGUUCCUUAGUGAGCAGGACUCUUGGAUGUGGAGGAGAAAGGGUCAUAGGAAGUAAACCACCAAAAUUACAAAAUUGAGUCUCUGUACAAUUACUUCAGUGCCUUUGGGCUUAUGAAUACAAAUCAGUGGGCCUUCUCUAUGAUGGUCCAACAAACUCUCAGUGUCCACCCUGUCCCUGUAUCUCCCAUGGAAGAUGAAUAAUGUCAGGUGUUCUUUGGGUCAAAGGCCCCAGGGCAGUCUGGAGGCUUAGAGGGCAGAGUGGUGUCAUUCCAUGUAAAGUUAGGCUUCUGAGGGGUCAGGCAGAAUAUGGUGUCCAUAUCUUCCAUAGCUCUGCAGAUUCUUGGAUGAAGUCAAGCACAGUUUGCUAGACCCAGGUCACUCCUCUGAGUAUAAUUAGGACCCAUGAGUGAAACUUAAUAGCUGUAAGGAAGAACCUGCUGUCUGCCAGAGAGGAUAAGCUGCCCAUCUCAGCAGCUGUCUAAAAGAAGGCAGGUGUCUCUUUAAAGGGAAGAGAAGCAUUGGUGAAAUGGAUUUCAGGUCACUUCCAUUCCAGAUGGGUGAGAUCUUGUGGAGCUGGGAUCAUGUUUGAACUCAUUCAUACCUGUAGAGCACGAAUCCAAGUAGAUUGUGUUUGGUCUGUACAGGCUGAAGCCCCCUGCUCUCCCACCCAAGUGCCCCCACUGAGCAGGCCAACAUGCUGUUGUGGCCACAUACACUGGGCUGAUCCAGGCUGGUUAUCACCAAACAGCAAACCAUAGGGAACAGCUGCUUUGCCAUAGACCCAAUACCCAUGUAGAUCUCUCAUGAGAGCAGCCAUAACUCAGACCCACUGACCAACAGGGCCAUGAGUGACAGCCAGAACCAGUGAAGGUCCAAGUAGGACACAGAGCAGGGCUUUUCUUACCAUACACAUUAUCUCCAGAGGUUAUUUCUACCCCACUCCCUAUUCAAGGCCUGUUGGAGCACAUUGCAAAAGCAAAAGCACAGUAACUCAAUUUACACAUGAUUAUAAUCAUUUCCAAUGCACACAUUUCAUCACCAGGUGGAUCCUGAGCUAGCCCAUGUAAAUCCGGGUUAACCCAUAUUGGUAAUCAUACUCAAAAGCACUUUUCACCCUACAUUCUACCAGCCAAUCAAAGACAAAGAGUUGUGGCCUCUACCAUUGCCUUGGCUUCUGGACACCCUCACAAGCUAUCCCAAGGUUCCCGCUCAACUCCAGGGAGGCUGACAUCUUCACAUCCACUGGGCAUAUAAUAUUGCAUGAGACCAAAGUCUCCACACUCUUUGCAGCCUCCUCCAUGAAUCCCAAUGGCCUGCACUUGUACAGUUUGGGUGUUUCAUAGAUAAAGCACGUAUGAGAAGAGAAAACAAAAUAAAUCAACUUUUUAAAAAAGCCAGCACUGUGCUGUCAAUGUUUUUUUUUUUCAAUUCUAGCUCAAAAAAGCAGAAGGUAAAUAAUGUCAGGUCAAUGAAUAUCAGAUAUAUUUUUUGACUGUACAUUACAGUGAAGUGUAAUCUUUUUACACCUGCAAGUCCAUCUUAUUUAUUCUUGUAAAUGUUCCCUGACAAUGUUUGUAAUAUGGCUGUGUUAAAAAAUCUAUACAAUAAAGCUGUGACCCUGA